CUCCAACCGCCAUCAUGCUGCGUGCCCUGGUCGCGUCGGUGUUGCUGGUCGGCUGCUUCGGUGCCCAUCUUCGCAUUGCAAGACCGCGUCUUGAUGGCAGGAUUGUGGGCGGUGAUCCGGUGGACAUCAAGGAAUUUCCUUAUCAGCUCGUCUUUCUCUACAACGGCAAACACAUAUGCGGUGCCGCGAUUAUAAGUGAAAAUUAUGCAAUUACUGCAGCUCAUUGCGUUGAUGGCAAGCGCGGCAGCGGCGGGUUCGUGACGCAGGCCGAGAAGAUCACCGCUCACCCGCAGUACGACUACUACACCAUCGACUACGACAUCGCCGUGGUGCGCGUGGCGACGCCGUUCCCGCUGGGGCAGGAGGGCAUCGCCGCCAUCCCCCUGGCCGACGCCUCCCCCGACGCCGGCUCCGCCAUCACCGUCUCCGGCUGGGGCACCCUCCGCGAGAGCGGCCCGCUGCCCGACCAGCUGCAGGCCGUCGACCUCCAGGUGGUGGAGCACGCGGAGUGCAACCGUGCCUACCAGCUCUUCGGCGGGGUGACGCCGCGUAUGCUGUGUGCCGGGGUGCCGGGCGGCGGCAAGGACGCGUGCCAGGGCGACUCGGGCGGCCCGCUGGUGGCUCAGGGCCAGCUCGUGGGCAUCUGGCUGUGUUGCGCAGCGGCGGCCCCGCGUGGCCUGCUGCGGCGUCGGCCGCUGCUGGACCAGCGCAUCGUGGGCGGGCAGGCCGUGGCCAUCGAGGACUUCCCCUACCAGCUGUCGCUCGAGUUCUUCUUCUUGCACAGCUGCGGCGCCUCCGUCAUCAGCCCCAACUGGGCCAUCACAGCCGCGCACUGCACCGACGGGUGA
Messenger RNA from Gryllus bimaculatus (two-spotted cricket), 848 nucleotides. The record is from the annotation of a GenBank genome assembly. NCBI's taxonomy places the organism in Eukaryota, Metazoa, Arthropoda, Insecta, Orthoptera, Gryllidae.